Messenger RNA from Lepus europaeus (European hare), 1247 nucleotides. It is a transcript of the gene CNPY1, whose product is annotated as canopy FGF signaling regulator 1. The transcript has 5 exons. Lineage: Eukaryota; Metazoa; Chordata; Mammalia; Lagomorpha; Leporidae. The coding region runs from base 98 to 535 and encodes 145 amino acids. The record is from RefSeq and is a predicted model, not a curated record. Gene Ontology annotation, cellular component: endoplasmic reticulum.
AGAAGGCAAACGAGAGCAGGCAGGGCCUGCUACAGCGAGGAAUCGGCCCGCACCACCUGUGCCUGGCAGGGACUCCACGGCAGCAUGCAGGGCGCUGAUGGACGAGGUGGAGUAUGACGUCACCAAGGCUCGGCAGAAGAAGGCCAAGGUGGGCUCCUUCCGCAUCAAUCCUGACGGGACGCAGGAGCGGAGAAAGAUUCCCCUAGUCCAGUCCGAGGCGUUCUUAGUGGACCUCUUGGACAACGUGUGUGAGCGAAUGAACGACUACCAGCUUAAAGAAGACCCGGUGACGAAGGAGAAAACGUUCACGAGAUACGCUCCACGGAAGGGGGACAAAGUGUACAAAGAGUUUAAAAAGUUCUACUUUUAUUCCGAUGCCUACAGACCUUUGAAAUUCGCGUGUGAGACUAUAAUAGAAGAGUAUGAAGAUGAAAUAUUCGCACUUAUCGCCCAGGAGGCACGCUCUCUAGCUGACAGGCUGUGCAGCGAAAAAUCAGGUCUGUGUGGAACUCCUGCUAACCAUACUGAACCCUAGGAAGGAGGUGCCACUAGUUAUAAAGAGGAGUAAAGCCACAUCCCCAAAGGUCAAAGCCUGCCUUUUCUGUUUCUGUGUUGUCUGUCAUGAUGGGAAAAGUUGUCUCUUAUUUGUACCAUGUUUAUCUCAUAGAUGACGAUUUUUUUGAAAAUCUGUUGUUUGGCAUCAUAACAAACUUGACUAUCUAUAGGUAAGGCUGAAAGCACGAAAAAUGAAAUGACCUUAGGUAGCUUUUGCUCAGGCUUGAUGAGAAAGCAUGUAGUGUGGUGGUGGGGAAAAAAGAAGACAUUUCAUAACCCAAGGAGGGAUUUCACAACGUGGACUCUGUGCUUUAUGGUAAAUGUUUAUGCACAUAGGCAAAUGUCAUGGACCAUUUUGGUGAGCACUAGAUCCGGUGUCUUAAAUCUGUUGACAGGCCACUUAUUUAAGGAAAUAUAUUGCAACGAAUUCCGCAUUCAGUCUCCUGGGUUGCGUACGGCUGUUGGUGAAAGAAAUGAGCUCACUUCUUUAAAAAAAAAAAUCAAGGAUGAAAUUUAAUUUCCUAGAAACGACGCGUUUAAGAACUUCAUUUCUAAAAUCGGGUGGGAUGCCUCAGAAACAGUGGGUAUUUUUAGAGGGAACAGUGAUUGUAUUGGCCUCUCUGACACACGCGUUCUGAGUUCCAGUGAUGGGGAGAAAUGAUGGCAGAUGAUAUUGUGCAUUAAAAUUGACA